Messenger RNA from Cornus florida, 485 nucleotides. Its product is annotated as large ribosomal subunit protein eL39-like. The record is from RefSeq and is a predicted model, not a curated record. Gene Ontology annotation, biological process: translation. The transcript is spliced from 3 exons. Gene Ontology annotation, cellular component: cytosolic large ribosomal subunit; ribosome. Bases 107 to 262 code for a protein of 51 amino acids. Gene Ontology annotation, molecular function: structural constituent of ribosome. NCBI's taxonomy places the organism in Eukaryota, Viridiplantae, Streptophyta, Magnoliopsida, Cornales, Cornaceae.
CAAUAUAUACCAAUGCCUUUGGCCCAAAGGGUAUCUAUCUAGCUUACAACUAGGGUUUUUUGUCGACGGUUUCCGCAAAUCUUGUGGCCGAUCUCCAGUCGCGAAAAUGCCGUCACACAAGACCUUCCGGAUCAAGCAGAAGCUGGCGAAGAAGAUGAGGCAAAACAGGCCUAUCCCUCACUGGAUCCGUCUCAGAACCGACAACACUAUCAGGUACAACGCGAAGCGUAGGCACUGGCGUCGUACCAAGCUUGGCUUCUGAGAUGAUGGUAGUCGAAUUCGCUUAUUACUUAAGCUUGUUUUGUUUGGAUUUAGAGAUUUAGUUGAUAUGCAAAGAAGACAGUGUUUUAUUCUUUGUGCUUUAUUCAACUUAUGUUGUAAGGAAACUCAUAAGAGUCCAUUAUCAGACCUUUGUUUAUUAGCAGCUUUUUGACUUAUUUGGAAGAUGAGUUGCAAUCAUUUUGUGGUUGCUGGUGGUUUUGUUA